Molecule: messenger RNA, 2837 nt
Organism: Spirodela intermedia
Lineage: Eukaryota; Viridiplantae; Streptophyta; Magnoliopsida; Alismatales; Araceae
Source: the annotation of a GenBank genome assembly
AUGGCGGACGUGCAGAUGGCUGGAGUGGAGAAGGAGACCUUUGCCUUCCAGGCGGAGAUUAACCAGCUCCUUAGCCUCAUCAUCAACACUUUCUACUCCAACAAGGAGAUCUUCCUGCGGGAACUCAUCAGCAACUCGUCGGAUGUACGUCCCUCCUUAUGUUCUUCUACUUGCAGUAAUUCGUCCUCGUCUUAACGCCUCUGGUUUUCGUUCGAUAUUACAUUGAGUCUGCUAAUUCUUUUAUGGUGGUUCUUUUCGGUUCUAAUGACAGGCCUUGGACAAGAUCAGGUUCGAGAGUUUGACGGAUAAGAGCAAGCUUGAUGCGCAGCCGGAACUCUUCAUUCGCCUUGUCCCAGACAAGGCAAAUAGGACCCUCUCCGUUAUCGACAGCGGCAUCGGGAUGACUAAAGCUGGUGAGUGAUGGGUGUAUCCUGCACUGUGGUUGCGUCUUUGAACAGGGACUCUGGUUUUUCCACUGUCAUGUGUCUACAUCCGGUUUGCAUGCCUGGAUGUGGCGCGAUUGUGUUAAAGACCCGGUUGCAUAGCUUGAGACUUUCUCAUCCAGUCUGAGUCAUUGGGUUCUUCGAAGAAUGGGGCAUCUCUCGUCAAGUGCGCUAGAAUGUAUACUCUCCUCUGUCAAGUUUUGCCACGAAAGUUGCGUAGAGUCUCAGGUAUUCCGAAACUUUUCUAUCAAAGUAGAGUACUCUUUUGUGGGAUGCUAGUUACAGGGGGGGUUGGUGAUAUUCAUCUUGCAUUAUUAGAACUUUUUUUUUUUUGGAGAAGUUGUACCUUCUUUUGAUCUGGGAGUAUUAUCAGUGUCUGUGAACUUGAUUUGUGUUUUCGUCCGUCAAUUCAUGCAUCUUUAUUUGACAUUCCCUUUUCGUUAACAUUCCUUUUCAGACUUGGUGAACAAUUUGGGAACUAUUGCGAGAUCUGGGACCAAGGAAUUCAUGGAAGCCCUGCAGGCGGGUGCUGAUGUUAGUAUGAUCGGCCAGUUUGGCGUGGGUUUCUAUUCAGCCUACUUGGUAGCGGAGAAGGUUAUUGUCGCCACAAAGCACAGUGACGAUGAACAGUAUAUUUGGGAGUCUCAGGCUGGGGGUUCGUUCACUGUGACCCGGGAUGUUAGUGGCGAGCCAUUAGGCAGAGGGACGAAAAUUACCUUGUUCCUCAAGGAUGACCAGGUAGACUUCUAUUAUAAUCUAAAUUUUGGUUUUUAACGGCCUCUGCCCUAGUACUCACCUGUUUGCUUAUACACCUUGCCGAUUCCCAUGGGUCGUGCUUCUGUACAGGUCGAGUAUCUAGAGGAAAGAAGAAUCAAGGAUCUCGUAAAGAAGCAUUCAGAGUUCAUCAGCUAUCCCAUCUACCUCUGGACUGAAAAAACUACUGAGAAGGAGAUUAGUGACGAUGAGGAAGAGGACUCUAAAAAGGAAGAGGAAGGAGACAUUGAAGAUGUCGACGAGGACAAAGAGAAGAAAUCGAAGACGAAGAAAGUAAAGGAGAUCUCCCAUGAAUGGGUGCAGAUAAACAAGCAGAAGCCCAUCUGGCUCCGCAAGCCGGAGGAGAUCACAAAGGAAGAGUACUCAUCCUUCUAUAAGAGCCUAACUAAUGACUGGGAGGAUCAUCUUGCUGUCAAGCACUUUUCCGUAGAAGGGCAAUUGGAGUUUAAGGCCAUCCUUUUUGUCCCCAGGAGGGCCCCGUUUGAUCUCUUCGACACGAGGAAGAAGAUGAACAACAUUAAACUCUACGUCAGGAGAGUCUUUAUCAUGGAUAAUUGCGAGGAGCUAAUCCCAGAGUACCUUGGAUUCGUCAAGGGAGUGGUGGAUUCAGAUGAUCUGCCGCUCAACAUUUCUCGCGAGAUGCUCCAGCAGAACAAGAUCCUCAAGGUGAUUAGGAAGAAUCUCGUGAAGAAAUGCAUCGAGAUGUUUUUCGAGAUCGCAGAGAAUAAGGAUGACUACAACAAAUUCUACGAGGCCUUUUCCAAGAACAUCAAACUGGGCAUCCACGAGGACAGCCAGAACAGGGCGAAGCUGGCAGAUCUCCUCCGGUACCACUCUACCAGAAGCGGCGACGAAUUGACAAGUUUGAAGGACUAUGUGACCAGGAUGAAGGAGGGCCAGAAGGAGAUAUAUUACAUCACCGGCGAGAGCAAGAAAGCCGUUGAGAACUCCCCCUUCCUCGAGAGGCUGAAGAAGAGGGGCUACGAAGUUCUCUUCAUGGUGGACGCCAUAGAUGAGUACGCCGUGGGACAACUGAAGGAGUACGACGGGAAGAAGCUCGUCUCGGCCACGAAGGAAGGCCUGAAGCUCGAGGACACCGAGGAGGAGAAAAAGAGAAAAGAGGAGAAGAAAACCGCCUUUGAGAGCCUAUGCAAGGUCAUAAAGGACAUCUUGGGCGACAAGGUAGAGAAGGUGGUGGUCUCCGACAGGAUAGUCGACUCCCCCUGCUGCCUGGUGACGGGAGAGUACGGCUGGACGGCAAACAUGGAGAGGAUUAUGAAAGCGCAAGCCCUCAGGGACAGCAGCAUGAGCUCCUACAUGUCGAGCAAGAAGACAAUGGAGAUCAACCCUGACAACGGCAUAAUGGAGGAGCUGCGGAAGAGGGCCGAGGCGGACAAGAACGACAAGUCCGUGAAGGAUCUGGUGCUUCUGCUGUACGAGACCGCUCUACUGACGUCCGGAUUCAGCCUGGACGAUCCUAACACUUUCGCAGGCAGAAUCCACAGAAUGCUAAAGCUCGGUCUGAGCAUUGAGGAGGAAGAAACCGUUGGCGACGACAUCGAGAUGCCGCCACUAGAGGAGAAAGACCAGGAAGACAGCAAGAUGGAGGAAGUGGAUUGA